UGCAGACUGCUUGGCCCGUUUGCUUUAUUGGUGCAGCUCGCGCUGGGCGGCCUGGCGCUUCUAUCACUCGUUUACAAGCGGUGGCGCGAGCGGCCCCAGCGACCACUCAAGAUUUGGGCCUUUGAUGCGUCGAAACAAGUUGUCGGAAGUGUCCUGGUGCACCUCGCCAACGUCUUCAUGUCCAUGUUGGACGACGAACCAUAUGUGCCAAACCCGUGCUCAUUUUAUUUGCUGAAUUUGGCUAUCGAUACUACUCUCGGAAUACCGAUAUUGAUCAUUCUACUCCGCGUAUUCACAGCACUUGUAUCAUAUACCCCGCUCGGCAAACCCGCCGAGUCGAUCCAAUCCGGCCAUUAUGGCAGUCCACCCAAGGCUUGGUGGUGGGUGAAGCAGUCCAUCAUCUACUUCUGCGGUCUUUUUGGCAUGAAGAUUUGUGUCCUCGUCCUGUUCCUCUUGCUCCCCUGGAUUGCGAGAAUUGGUGACUGGGCACUGAGCUGGACGGAUGGAAACGAGAAGCUGCAGAUUGUGUUUGUCAUGAUGCUCUUCCCGCUCAUCAUGAACGCUAUGCAGUACUACAUCAUCGACAGUUUCAUCAAGAAG
Truncatella angustata is the source of this 600-nucleotide messenger RNA. Its product is annotated as vacuolar membrane protein-domain-containing protein. Gene Ontology annotation, cellular component: membrane. The transcript has 3 exons. Lineage: Eukaryota; Fungi; Ascomycota; Sordariomycetes; Amphisphaeriales; Sporocadaceae. The annotation marks the transcript as partial. The record is from RefSeq and is a predicted model, not a curated record.